ACCAAGACUCUUCUAAAUUUCUAAUUGUGCGUUGAAUUUCAUUUCAUUUCAUAAUUAUUAGCCCACAAUUUUUUUUUAAAAAUCUACAACAAACCCUGAAACCCCCCCUACUUCUCUACUAUAGGGUUUAUAUUUUUUCAACUCUUCAAUUACUCCCAAAUUGAACGCCAAAGCUUCCAAAGUCACCAAAAUAUUAAUGCAAUAACAAAGAAAGUCUCACUGAGUAGAAGAAGCUAUGGCGGGUCGUAGAGACGGGCCGUUGAUGAAGGACAAGGACAAGGACAAAGACAAGGUCCGAUCUCGAAUCGUCUUUGCCAUUGUCGUCGGAGUUACUCUCGGUUGUGUCUUCGCUUUCCUGUACCCUCACGGCCUCUUCACCGCCGAUUCGCCCAUCCAAAACCGCCGAUUCGCUAAAUCGGAUCUCAAGGUUGGUUCAUCAUGUGAAUCAUCAGAACGGAUUAGCAUGCUGAAGUCAGAUAUUACAUCAUUGUCGGAGAAGAAUGCUGAGCUGAACAAGCAGCUCAAGGAUCUUAGGGAAAAGCUACGGCUGGCCGAACAAGGAAAAGAUCAAGCACAGAAGCAGUUUAUGGUUUUGGGUGAAAAGUACAAGGCUGGCCCUUUUGGUACUGUCAAGGGUUUGAGAACUAACCCAACUGUUGUUCCUGAUGAAUCUGUAAAUCCAAGAUUGGCAAAGAUCUUGGAGGAAAUUGCUAUUCAGAAAGAAGUUAUAGUUGCACUCGCAAACUCAAAUGUGCAAAGCAUGUUGGAGGUCUGGUUUACUAGCAUCAAGAAUGUGGGUAUCCCUAAUUAUCUAGUUGUAGCACUAGAUGAUCAUAUUGAAAAUCUAUGCAAAUCUAAUGGCGUUCCAGUCUACAAGAGAGAUCCAGAUCAGGGUAUUGAUUCAAUUGCAAAGACAGGAGGUAACCAUGCCGUGUCUGGAUUGAAAUUUCGCAUUUUGAGAGAGUUUUUACAACUGGGAUACAGUGUUCUUCUCUCGGAUGUUGAUAUAGUGUACUUGCAGAACCCGUUUGAUUAUUUGUCUAGGGAUUCAGAUGUGGAGUCUAUGUCUGAUGGUCACAAUAAUAUGACAGCUUAUGGAUAUAAUGAUGUCUUCGAUGAACCUGCCAUGGGUUGGGCUCGAUAUGCUCAUACUAUGAGGAUAUGGGUUUAUAACUCUGGUUUCUUUUACAUAAGGCCUACACUUGCUUCAAUCGAGUUGUUGGAUCGUGUGGCUGGUCGGCUUUCUCGGGAGCCAAAAUCAUGGGACCAAGCAGUCUUUAAUGAGGAGCUCUUUUUCCCCUCACAUCCUGGGUAUGAUGGGCUUCAUGCUGCCAAGAGAACUUUGGAUAUCUAUCAAUUUAUGAACAGUAAGGUUCUUUUUAAGACUGUCAGGAAAGACGAAAGACUUAAAAAGCUGAAGCCAGUUAUUGUUCAUGUAAAUUACCACCCAGAUAAACUUCUAAGGAUGAAAGCAGUAGUAGAGUUCUAUGUUAAUGGCAAGCAAGAUGCACUAGAACCUUUCCCAGAGGGUUCUGAAUGGUAGAAAUAGAACUACAGAAUAUCUUCAUCUUGCGAGUCAGCUGUUUAAUUCUUGGUAUAACUCACUGGAUACAGAUAGAUUAGUUUCAUUCCACCUUCCAAGAGAGAUAGCAAGUAUCCUUUGAAAUGCUCCCCUUGAAUUUUCAUUGAAAUUCUGUUGUUGAAUUGUUAUAAGAACUUUUGCUUUAAUUUACUUGAACACUCCCCAGAUAGCAACUGUUUUAUAUCACGUAUACCAACAAAUCUAGUUGAGAA
Messenger RNA from Quercus robur (English oak), 1794 nucleotides. Its product is annotated as arabinosyltransferase RRA3-like. Lineage: Eukaryota; Viridiplantae; Streptophyta; Magnoliopsida; Fagales; Fagaceae. The record is from RefSeq and is a predicted model, not a curated record. Gene Ontology annotation, biological process: root hair cell development. The transcript is spliced from 2 exons. Gene Ontology annotation, molecular function: glycosyltransferase activity. The coding region runs from base 236 to 1543 and encodes 435 amino acids.